Exophiala dermatitidis NIH/UT8656 is the source of this 609-nucleotide messenger RNA. RefSeq lists its product as uncharacterized. Lineage: Eukaryota; Fungi; Ascomycota; Eurotiomycetes; Chaetothyriales; Herpotrichiellaceae. The transcript has 2 exons. Gene Ontology annotation, molecular function: ubiquitin binding. The coding region runs from base 1 to 609 and encodes 202 amino acids. The record is from RefSeq and is a predicted model, not a curated record.
AUGUCGUCCUCACUCGACGAAGAGGCAACCAUUUCUAUCCCCAGCAUUGCGUUUGUUGCCGUGCUCGGAUACUUCAUCUAUCGAUACUUUUUCUCCGGUCCCAGACCUGGCACGGAUGGCGGGUCUACAUCGUCGUCGCGAAGUACAGGCUUCCGAUUCACGCCGGCGCAAGUCGACCAGAUAGCGCAGAUGUUCCCUCAGCUCAACCGGCGGGAUAUCAUGUGGGAUCUGCAUCGGAACCGUGGCAGCGUGCAAGCCACGACGGAGAGAGUGCUGAUGGGACGGGGCUUGGAUUCGGCGCCUCCCUCUUUCCAGCCGCCCAUUUCAUUCAUGACCACAUCGUCCGAACAGCCGAUCUCUCGUCCUUCUACGACAUCAGCCGCCAAAGCGGCAGCACCUCCCGACUUGAUCACCCGCUACAACCUGCAGUCCAAGGUGAACUCGAAAGGCAAGGAGAGAGAAGAAGAGUCACCGCCACCCGGGUGGACGAGUAGCAAAGAUGCGCGGCAGAAAAUGCUGCAGCGACGGAGGGAGGAAAUGAUCUUGGCCGCCAGGAGGAAGCUCCAGGAGAAAGAUGCGGCUGGUGGUGAUGCGACUUCUUCAACGUAA